Messenger RNA from Ambispora gerdemannii, 1215 nucleotides. The record is from the annotation of a GenBank genome assembly. Lineage: Eukaryota; Fungi; Glomeromycota; Glomeromycetes; Archaeosporales; Ambisporaceae.
AUGGAAGAAAUUGGUGUUGAAACAACUAAUUCGGCGGCUGGCGUAUCAAGUGAAAUUUUUAAGGAGCUCAGCGAUCAGGAUCUUUAUACAAAGUUAAAAAAACUUCAACGUCACUUGGAAUUCUUGGAAUUGCAAGAAGAAUACAUUAAAGACGAACAGAAAAACCUAAAACGCGAGUUGAUAAGGGCACAGGAAGAAGUUAAGCGCAUUCAAUCUGUACCUCUAGUCAUUGGCCAAUUCUUGGAACCAAUUGACCAACACACUGGAAUUGUUGGAUCAACGACAGGCUCAAACUAUGUCGUUAGAAUUUUGAGCACCAUCGAUCGUGAACUUCUUAAACCUUCAUCUUCUGUCGCCCUUCAUAGACAUUCUAACUCGCUUGUUGAUGUAUUACCUCCAGAAGCUGAUAGCAGCAUUGCUAUGUUGGGAGAUGACGAGAAACCCGAUGUGACGUAUGCAGAUGUGGGAGGUCUUGAUAUUCAAAAGCAAGAAAUCCGUGAGGCUGUGGAAUUACCAUUAACACAUUUUGAUCUCUAUAAACAAAUUGGAAUCGAUCCGCCACGUGGGGUUUUGCUAUAUGGACCACCGGGAACGGGCAAGACGAUGCUUGUAAAAGCAGUCGCGCAUCAUACAACAGCAGCAUUCAUUCGUGUGGUUGGUUCAGAAUUUGUCCAAAAAUAUUUGGGUGAGGGACCUCGUAUGGUUCGUGAUGUGUUUAGACUCGCAAGGGAGAAUUCACCCGCUAUAAUUUUCAUUGAUGAAAUUGAUGCGAUUGCAACCAAAAGAUUUGAUGCCCAAACAGGAGCAGAUCGUGAAGUUCAGCGUAUUUUAUUAGAGUUGUUGAAUCAAAUGGAUGGAUUUGAUCAAACCUCAAAUGUGAUUAUGGCUACCAAUCGAGCUGACACUUUAGAUCCUGCUUUAUUAAGACCUGGUCGUCUCGAUCGUAAGAUUGAAUUUCCAACACCAGACAGACGACAAAAACGAUUAAUUUUCACUACUCUCACGUCACGUAUGAAUCUUUCUGAAGAAGUGGAUUUAGAAGAUUUUGUCUCUCGACCUGAUAAAUUGAGUGGUGCCGAAAUACAUGCAAUAUGUCAAGAAGCUGGCAUGCAAGCUGUACGAAAGAAUCGUUACGUGAUUCUUAGCAAAGAUAUUGAAAAAGGUUAUAAGGCAAAUGUUAAGAAAGCAGACACGGACUUUGAAUUCUACAAAUAA